CGGGGACCACCCGGCCAGCUGGCUAGCCAGCCUGCGGAGACUCCCCGGUUCGCUCGCCGGGCUGGGGCUGGGGGCUGCAACCGGGGCUGACCGCCGGGCGCCUAGGGCGGCCCCGGGCGUGGCACAGAGAAGGAUGCGGCGGGCGGACUAGGCGGAGGUGCUCUCGGGAGACUGGGUGCGGGCCAGGCGGCUCCCCAGGCUCCGCAGUGCCGCCGCCGUCGCCCAGGAGGCUGGGCGCGGGAGCCAUGUAACCCUGCGGCGGGCUCCGGGCAGCUCCGUCCUUCCCCAGCUCCCGGGCUAGCGCGGCAGCGGGGCCACGAUGAAGAAGCAGUUUAACCGCAUGCGCCAGUUGGCCAACCAGACGGUGGGCAGGGCAGAAAAGACUGAAGUUCUGAGUGAAGACCUUCUCCAGGUGGAGAAGCGCCUGGAGCUGGUGAAACAGGUGUCCCACAGCACACACAAGAAGCUCACCGCAUGUCUGCAGGGUCAGCAGGGAGCGGAGGCGGACAAGCGAUCAAAAAAGUUGCCUCUGACGACGCUGGCUCAGUGCUUGGUGGAGGGGUCUGCGAUCCUGGGCGAUGACACGCUUCUCGGGAAGAUGCUGAAGCUCUGUGGAGAGACGGAGGACAAGCUAGCUCAGGAGCUGAUCCACUUUGAGCUGCAAGUGGAGAGGGAUGUGAUCGAGCCCCUGUUCCUACUAGCCGAGGUGGAAAUUCCAAAUAUUCAGAAGCAAAGGAAACAUUUAGCAAAGCUGGUGCUUGACAUGGAUUCUUCCCGGACCAGGUGGCAGCAGACUUCCAAGUCUUCAGGGCUUUCCAGCAGCCUUCAGCCUGCGGGUGCCAAAGCCGAUGCCCUCAGGGAGGAGAUGGAGGAGGCUGCCAACAGAGUGGAGAUUUGCCGGGACCAGCUUUCCGCUGACAUGUACAGUUUUGUGGCCAAAGAAAUUGACUAUGCAAACUACUUUCAAACGCUAAUAGAAGUGCAAGCUGAGUACCACAGGAAGUCGCUGACACUGCUGCAGGCUGUGUUGCCUCAGAUCAAAGCGCAGCAGGAGGCCUGGGUGGAGAAGCCUUCCUUUGGGAAGCCCCUGGAGGAGCACCUGAUGAUCAGUGGCCGAGAGAUCGCCUUCCCAAUCGAGGCGUGUGUGACGAUGCUGCUGGAGUGUGGGAUGCAGGAGGAGGGCCUCUUCCGGGUAGCCCCCUCAGCCUCCAAACUGAAGAAACUGAAAGCUGCUCUGGACUGCUGUGUGGUGGAUGUCCAGGAGUACUCUGCUGACCCCCAUGCCAUAGCAGGGGCUUUGAAGUCUUAUCUCCGAGAGUUGCCAGAGCCUCUUAUGACCUUUGAACUCUAUGACGAAUGGAUCCAGGCUUCUAAUAUCCAGGAGCAAGACAAGAGACUUCAGGCUCUCUGGAAUGCUUGUGAGAAGUUGCCCAAGGCCAACCAUAACAACAUCAAAUACUUGAUCAAAUUUUUAUCGAAACUGUCUGAAUAUCAGGAUGUAAACAAGAUGACUCCCAGUAACAUGGCAAUCGUCCUGGGACCCAACCUCCUUUGGCCACAGUCAGAGGGGAACAUCACCGAGAUGAUGACCACAGUUUCCCUGCAGAUCGUUGGCAUCAUCGAGCCCAUUAUCCAGCACGCAGACUGGUUCUUCCCUGGGGAGAUAGAGUUCAACAUCACAGGCAGUUAUGGGAGUCCGGUCCACGUGAACCACAAUGCCAACUACAGCUCAAUGCCCUCCCCAGACAUGGACCCUGCUGACCGGCGCCAGCCAGAGCAGGCCCGCCGGCCCCUCAGUGUUGCCACGGACAACAUGAUGCUGGAGUUUUACAAGAAGGAUGGCAUGGGUGUGAGGGUCAUGGACACAUCUUGGGUGGCACGAAGAGGCUCCUCUGCUGGUCGGAAAGCAUCCUGCGCCCCGCCUUCCAUGCAGCCUCCUGCCCCACCCUCCGAGCUGGCUGCACCCCUGCCUUCACCCCUGCCGGAGCAGGUCCCAGACAGCCCUGCCACUCCAGCUCCUGCGCUCUCUCCAUCAGGUGCCAGCCUGCAGCCCACCCCCGAGCGCCCCAGUGUGUCUAAAAGCAAGGAACUAUCGCCAGGGUCUGGGCAGAAAGGAAGUCCAGGUUCCAUCCAGGGGACAGCCUGCCCAGGGACGCAACUGGGGCCACAGCCGGCUGCCAGCCCCAGCCAGCUUCCUGCAGACCAGAGUCCUCAUACCCUCCGGAAAGUUUCAAAGAAGGUGGCACCAAUUCCUCCCAAGGUCCCCUUCGUGCAGCCAGGGACUGUUCCAGAUCAGCCCGUUGGCCAGCCAUCCCCAGUCAGUCUGUCCCCUACUCCACCAAGCACCCCAUCACCCUAUGGACUGAGCUACCCUCCGGGGUACUCCAUGGCCUCUGGCCAGCUUUCUCCUGCCUCAGCUCCUCCCCUGGCCUCUCCCUCUGUCUUUACAAGCACUUUAGCCAAAUCUCGGCCCACCCCUAAGCCCCGACAGAGGCCCACCCUGCCGCCUCCUCAGCCUCCCAGUGUCAGCCUGUCGGCUUCGAGUCCACAGUCCACAGAGCACCCCAUGUUAGACGGCAUGUCGCCGGGGGAGAGCAUGUCUACAGCUGUGUGACAUGAGUGGCGCAGUGUUGGAUACGUGUGAGGGGGAUUUUCAGGAUCUCGUCCACUUUGAUGUCCCCUCCAUCCACAUAGAGCUGGGGUCAACGCUCCGCCUGAGCCCCCUGGAACAUGCACGGCGGCACUCGGCAACGGACAAGAGGGACUCAGAAGAGGAGUCUGAGAGUACAGCCCUUUGAUGUGGCCCACCUGACAAAUGUACAUACGUCUGUGGGCCCUGAGACACCACCCAGGGCAGUGCCUCUAGCCUGCCAGGGACUUUCCAUCAGCUCUUUGCUGUCAUGUCCAACACCAGGGUGGGGUUGGGCGGAGGAAAAGAGCUCUCCUGUCCAUGUGGCCAGUGUUGGUGGUGCAGAUUCUGUUUGUUCGGUCUGGGUGAUGAUUCCAGCUUUUCUUUUUUUUUUUUUUUGACCUUUGCCUUUUGACUUUGUGCCUAUUUUGAUCCAUCUUUGGCCUCUAUGGCAAGCAGCAUCCACCUCUCCACUCAAGGGCUUAUCAGGAUGGCCUUUGCAGGAUGAGGGUGCAGAAGAGUCCCCUUACUGCCUUGACUGGGACAUCAGGUCCUACAGCAUCACCAUAAGGGCCAGAGAGGAAGCAAGACAGGAGGAGACCCUUUUGCUAAGACAAGAGAGUCCUGGGGCCAACCAGAAAGACCUUUCAGGCUACCCUUAAUCACAGCUCCAAAGUACUCAGCUUAAGACACCCACUUCUGACAGCUUUACUUCCCCUGUGUCAUGAAGGCUUCCUGUACUCCACGCUGACAAUCUGAAUUGAGGAUUUGAACAUAGGUGGCCCUAUGUAGGUCUCCAUGUUCCCCAAACACAUUAGGGAUCUUAGAGCACUUUCGCAUUCAGGCACCCCGUAGGUGUGUGGGGCCUGACUCUCCUCUUCUGGAGGUUACAGCUGACUAGCAAUAAUUCUGUUUCCCAAAGCAGGUAGAGGGUGGUACUGGGCACCUAGCCCACAGCUUGGCCUGCGUGGCUCACCAGCAGACCCUGCUCAUCCUUCUCACCACAUCCCAUGCGGCCCUGGGGCAAGGGCGCAGGAAGCCUGUUCACACUUUGGGAUUAAGGGAAUAAAACAGAUCUGGGCCAUGCAUGCACAGAAAGUUUAAAGUUUGUUCCUCUGAAAAUAGAUAUACCUAUACAUGAUAUAUUUGUAUAUAUGAAAUCUAUAUUUGUUUAAUUUGAGCCAUUCAAUCUAAACCUAUGUACAGGUGUACAAUGAAAAAUUCUAAAUGCUUAGUUAUUUUUCCCAGCAGCGUGAACUCACCCUUCUCCGAGAGUGGGAUCUGCAGACUUGACGUUACAGCUUCGCUCACUUCCUGGCAAGGGCAGUCCAGUCCCCAAAUUUGUAACGGAGCCUGGGGGUUGAAGGUUAUCUUUACAUACAUGUACAAACUGUUGUCAAGAGUAAUGUUAUUAAAAUAGAUUUAUUAACCCUGA
Messenger RNA from Mus pahari (shrew mouse), 4064 nucleotides. It is a transcript of the gene Arhgap44, whose product is annotated as Rho GTPase activating protein 44. NCBI's taxonomy places the organism in Eukaryota, Metazoa, Chordata, Mammalia, Rodentia, Muridae. The record is from RefSeq and is a predicted model, not a curated record. Gene Ontology annotation, molecular function: GTPase activator activity; protein binding. Gene Ontology annotation, biological process: positive regulation of GTPase activity; regulation of dendritic spine morphogenesis; negative regulation of Rac protein signal transduction. Gene Ontology annotation, cellular component: dendritic spine; postsynaptic density; intracellular anatomical structure. The coding region runs from base 320 to 2614 and encodes 764 amino acids. The transcript is spliced from 21 exons.